Rhipicephalus sanguineus (brown dog tick) is the source of this 2429-nucleotide messenger RNA. RefSeq lists its product as uncharacterized. The record is from RefSeq and is a predicted model, not a curated record. The transcript has a single exon. Bases 51 to 785 code for a protein of 244 amino acids. NCBI's taxonomy places the organism in Eukaryota, Metazoa, Arthropoda, Arachnida, Ixodida, Ixodidae.
GCACCCCCAUUGUACAUGUUGGCACGAACAACACUGUUGACAGUGUCAACAUGUGCAUGGACAAAUAUCGCGAGCUCGCUCAGGGAAUUAUUGAAAGCAAUCCCAUGUUGCAUGUAGCUUUUUCUGCCAUUCUUCCUCGCGGGCAGCAUCAGUACCGCCCAGGAGAAGCACAGUUGUCGGAUGUGUGCCGUUUCAAUGACAAUUACAGGAAUGUGAAUGCCGCCCUGACACAGUUUUGCCUGGAGAGGGGCUUCACUUUCCUGGAUGGUCUUGUGGACAACUGGCCUGGAUGCCUGAGCAGGGAUGGUGUCCACCCCAGCCGGUUUGGCAACAAGGUGCUGGCAGACUUCCUGCAUCGGGAGGCCUAUGCCUUAUCCAUCCAUCUAGAGAGGAGACGCAUCCAGCAGUCCUAUAGGGAGUCCAAGGCAUCGACAUGGAGUGGGUGGACUCAGCAGGAGAGCGUCCCCACCAUCUCGGAGGCUGAUUUUCCUCCACUUGGUUUGCAUACAGUUCAUUAUUCUCAAGCAGCAGGUGGAACUUCCACUGCACCAGCUCCUGUUUGGAAAACCGGCAGUGCUCUCGCGCAGAGACACGACACCGACCAACUGGCCAGAACCCUUCAUGGUGUUGGCUUUACACUCGUUGGCGGUGUCCGUGUAGGCUGCAAGGGAAGCAAGGGUUGGUGGACCUGGGACAGCCUGCCUUCCCCCAUUUUCCAUGGCACAAGUGUACCGAGCAUGGGAUACACUGAGGGGAGGCCUGUUGAGCCAAUGAUCCCUGGUUGAGGUGCAAGCACCACUUGUGACGGGAGAAUAAGGAGAGCCUCACAGGAGCGUGAGAAUGCUCUUGUUGUGUGCUCUCCUGUGGGGGAAGAGGAGGCCAGUGCUGGAGAAGCAGCUGUGCCAGCGUGGCGACAGUGAGUGGAAACUGGUGCAGUCAAAGAAGAGGCGGCGGAAGGCUGCGGCACUGCGCAAGCAAGAACAGAGCUGUGAACUGUGUGCAGACAGUGAAGGCAAAGUUCUUGCUGUGACAUCUGCCAAGUCCUUCAGGUUCACUUCACCUAUGACAGCAGUUGUAAGCCAGAAACAGAGGCAGUCUGCUUCUUCUACUGUUCGUGGUAGAAAGUCUGAAGGACAAGCCAGUGCCUCGCACAAUGUCAUUUGCGAUAGUUUCGAAAAGGUGCAGCGUGUUGCUAGCAAGCAGUUGAAAGACUGCUCAGUUAGUUUCACGACUCACUGUGAAGCUGUCACAAAUGACAUUGUGAACAAGGUUUCUCUCUGCAAAAGCCAUCGACCAGCAUGGAUUCAGGAUGGGGUGUGGAUGAAGCGCGAUCCUGGCACAGAGGCUCGUGACCCUAGGAAAGCUGGGUGCAUUGCACCCGUGCAGCCCAAGUGUUGUGAGGCUGCUUUGACAUCCAACUGCAGGCCUGCCAGCCCUGGUGCCCAGGCUACUAGUGUAGAAACUGGUGCCAACCCAAAUGUGCUUAGUAACUCUGUAAAUGUAUUGCAUGGCGGUGGCAGCAAAGUUUAUUUAAACGCAACAUUUGAUAAUUUUCCUUCCUUUAAGCUUUGAUGAGUGGUGCAGGGAGGGCAAGCAUGUAGUCAUGAUAAACAAGUGUAAUAGAAGUCCAUUUACUUCGGAAUCUAAGGACUUUGAGUAUAUUAGGAUUAGAUAUAGCUACAUUCAUGGUCGUGCACUAAAGUCAAGGGGGACAGGAAAGCGACCAAAGCAAGCAUACAAUGGUACUGGCUGUGAAAUGACGGUAUCGGUAAGCCUGUGUAAAUCACCUACUCUGCACUACAAGAUAACUAAACUACAUACUAAGCAUAACCAUUCCAUAGAUUAUUAUGACUUGUAUCCUCAGCAGAGGCUCCUGAAUGAUGCGGAGAAAGAAGAUUUCUUUGACUUUGCGAAAUGUAAUAUUGGCGCAAAGGAUUUCGAAAACUUGGUCGAGCAGAAAACAGGCAAAAAGUUAACUACAAAGGAUAUUAACAAUUACAAGCAAAGAUUUUCUAUUCCUAUUCGCAAUGAGCAGGAUCAUGGGGAAAUGGUUUUAGAAAAGGUAGAGACCUUGCUCAAAAAUAAUCCAAAUUGGGUCAUUCACUAUGAAAUAAAUCAAAAUAAUAACCUGCAAUUCAUACUACUUCAAACAACGCACAUGCGCAAGAUUUUGGAAAAGUAUCCAGAGAUUCUAUUUAUUGAUGGAACAUAUAAAGUAAACAUUGAAGGCUAUAUUCUUUACUCUGUAUUAGUUCAAGAUGGUUCUGGUCGUGGGAGACCUGUGUGUUAUGCCUUCUUACGAAAUGAGACGACUGAAAUUGCGGAGCCUAUGUUCACGAAGUUUGUAGAUUUUAACCCAUUUGUUGUGUCUGCUUGCAAAGUAGUAAUGAUUGAUAAAGAUCUGAAUGAACUGCGCAUUUUAACCAGUA